CCCGGCCCGCCUUCUUUGUCUGACGGUCCGCCAUGGCGCGGAUUCUGAUCGUAGGAGCCGGGCCGACAGGUAGCCUGUGCGCUGCGCUUUUGCGCGCCGAGUUUCCCCAGCGCCUCCUGCGCGUCGUGGUUUGGGAUAAGGCGCAGGGCGCAGGGGGAAGAAUGUCGACGAGCCGUAGCACCCGAGAUCCGAAAUGCACGGCCGAUCUGGGUGCCCAAUAUAUCACGCGGACGCCCGACUAUGCGAAGGCGCAUCAGAGCUUUUAUGAAGAUUUGUUGUCUCAUGGAGUCCUGAAGCCAUUGACUGCCCCAGUAAAAGGAAUGGUGGUGAAGGAAGGAGUAGAUAACUUUGUAACGCCCCAAGGAAGUUCAUCCAUUGUUAAACAUUACUUAAAUAAGGCAGCAGACACCGAUGUCUUCUACAAUCAUCAUGUUACUCAGAUCUGCCUCAAAGAUGGAAAAUGGGAAGUAGGCACCAGUACAGGCUCUUCUGACUGCUUUGAUACAGUUAUUCUCACAAUGCCUGUCCCACAGAUUCUUCAACUUCAAGGGGAUAUAGCAACCAAAUCACCUGAUACUGCUCCAUCUGUUGUUGUUCAUACCACUGUAUCUUUUGGAACUGAAUAUUUGGAAUGGGACAAAGAAAAGGUCCAGCAGUUGAUUAUAAAUGAAUUGAAAACCAUAAUGCCUCAUUUGCCUGAACCAGCAAGUAUCAAAUGCCAGAAAUGGAGAUAUUCUCAGGUUACAGGUGCUUUCUCUGGAAGUCCAGGACAAAUUACUCUUCACGCGAAACCUUUUCUCAUCUGUGGAGGUGAUGGAUUUGUUCAUUCCAAUUUAGACGGGUGCAUAGAUUCAGCCAUAAGUGUUGUGAAGGCUUUAAAGGCCGGUUUGUAGGAUUUUGAUUGUUUUCUCUCCGAAUGUCAGUUCGUUUUUAUGAUGAGUUAUAUACAUUGAUAUACCAAUGAAUAGGCGAUUGACAUACCAGUCCUCUGUUUAAAAAAAAAUAAAGAAUGGAAGUCUUGAAAUGUCGCACAGAUUUAUUGCAAGAGAAGAGGAUGUUGCUUAUUUAUUAGCCCUUCCAUGAAGGCACUAAUGUGAUAGCUUUUCUGUCUUCCCGGUGUGUCAGGGAUAUAUGAAGAAUGGAUGUAUUCCUCCCUGGUUACCCCCUUAAAUUGCUGAAAAUCUCACACUAUGAGAACAAAAGGGAAGGAAUCUUAGCUUAUUUCCUUAAUUAUUGCAAGCCCAGACCUACACAAGGAACUUACUGUGGUACCUUUCCCAUUCAUAUUCACAUGAUAAGAUAGCUAUUCUAGAUGUUUUUAAUUUAUUUUAUUUAUACACACACACACACACACUAAAUUAAUUUAGAAACCACC
This is a messenger RNA of Ahaetulla prasina, 1375 nucleotides long. It is a transcript of the gene RNLS, whose product is annotated as renalase, FAD dependent amine oxidase. The record is from RefSeq and is a predicted model, not a curated record. Gene Ontology annotation, molecular function: oxidoreductase activity, acting on NAD(P)H. The transcript is spliced from 6 exons. Gene Ontology annotation, cellular component: extracellular region. NCBI's taxonomy places the organism in Eukaryota, Metazoa, Chordata, Lepidosauria, Squamata, Colubridae. Bases 33 to 893 code for a protein of 286 amino acids.